Megachile rotundata (alfalfa leafcutting bee) is the source of this 1664-nucleotide messenger RNA. RefSeq lists its product as uncharacterized. NCBI's taxonomy places the organism in Eukaryota, Metazoa, Arthropoda, Insecta, Hymenoptera, Megachilidae. Gene Ontology annotation, biological process: sensory perception of smell; detection of chemical stimulus involved in sensory perception of smell. The record is from RefSeq and is a predicted model, not a curated record. Gene Ontology annotation, molecular function: odorant binding; olfactory receptor activity. Gene Ontology annotation, cellular component: plasma membrane.
AUUAAGUUUGAAGCUAUCAAACAGUAUACUAAAUAACAAAUUAACCACAAUUUUGUUAUAUUAAUUACAAUUAAGUUUGAAGCUAUUUGCUGUACCGAUUAACAAAUGUAAUAGUGUCUAUAAAGAGUAUAGUAAUCUGAUAGUACAAUUGUUAAGGUAGUCAAGUCCAAGGUUCUCAGUGUUACAGGAGAAUAGAAGAGGAUGCUUGGACGUGUACGACAUACCAUAUUACAAAAUGUUCAGAAACAGUUUGCGACUUCUGGGAGUGGAUCCUUAUCAAGAUAACAUGCUUAGUAAUUUCAUUAUCUUUUUAGUGACGUGCACCGCACUUGGUAUGGUUAUUCCUACAUUCUUAGGGUUCCACAAGGCGCUACGUGAUAAGGACAUGGACGCACUGUUCGAGUCGCUGCCCUACUUCAUCGCCUCCUCCAUCGGCAUCGUCAAGCUAGCGAACCUGCAACUAAACAAAGCGAACUUUAGAAAGUUGCUGAAUAUGGUGGCGGACGAGUGGGAGAACUUGAAACUGAAUAAUGAGUUAAAACCUUUGGAGGACCUCACCAAGCUAGCGAGUACCGUUGCGCGUAUCUAUAGAACCUGCAUACUGUCAUCCAUGACAAUAUUUCUGUCGGUCACGUUGCUUCCAAGUGUCCUAGACGUCAUUCUACCCCUAAACGAGACACGCCCGCGACAGCAACUAUUCAACGUCGAGUACCUGUUCUUCGACAAGGACGAAUACUACUACUCCGUGUACCUGCAGCUAUCUUGGAGCACGUUCGUCAUCGUCAUGGUUAUAGGAUUCGUGGACUCUUUGUACAUCAUCAUAAUUCAUCACUCGAGCGGACUGUUCGCUGUGUGCGGGGAGCAAAUCAAGAAGGUGACGGAAAUGUCUGACGCGGUCGGUGGUCGAAUAUCUGAUCAGAUAUAUCAAUGCAAACGUUGCAUGGUCAUGCAUGAGAAGGCUUUACAGUUCUAUGAGAUUUUGAAGGAAACUAGCACGAAGAACUACUUUUUUCAAGUUGGGUUGAAUAUGAUGGGGAUUAGUGUGCAGGCUGUUCUGCUAGUUUCCAGCCUGGAUAAACCUGACCAAGCAAUGAAAGCCGGCGUGCUUCUCAUAUCUAAGCAAUUCCACUUAUUCGUUGUUAGUCUACCUGGCCAGGUGUUGUUGGAUCACUGUGCGCAGCUGGCGAAAAACAUAUACUGUUCGAAGUGGUACAGGACACCCUUACAAAUUCAGAAGAUGAUCAAAAUUAUGCAAAUAAAAGCGAACAGACCCUGCGCGCUGACUGCUGGCGGAUUAUACGAAAUGAGUAUCGAGAAUUUUGGAAGCACAUUAAAGUCGUGCAUGUCGUACGUCACGAUGCUGCUGUCGCUGAAGGAAUGACGGAUCAACAUCGGCGAACAAGGUUCGAUCGUGUCUGUCAUCGGUGUUAUUUGACUCACCAGGACACGGACAAUAGAACGGCUUUGUUAAUACACAUUUUAUUAAUGUGACAAGAUCCAGAGAGAUGUUGACGUAGAUGUAGGGGGAUUUAGAAAUAAAGUGGUUAUAAUAAUUACUUGUUUUUAAUGUCUAAUUUAUCCCUGCUACAUUCUUUCUUCCUAAGAGAUGAGAAUGUGGGGAUUUGGGACUAUUGGGAUUUAGAAAUCUAGGAAUUUGGGACUAU